CCGGUCCUGGCCAAGGGAGGGAGGGAAUCGGUGGGUGAGGAUGGGCAGCAGCUCGCUGUCGGAGGAUUACCGGCUGUGCCUGGAGCGGGAGCGCCGCCGGGGCCGCGUCGGGGUCUGCGCCGACCCCACGCUGCGGGCCGUGCUCUGGCAGAUCCUGGUGGAGGACUUCGACCUGCACGGGGUGCUGCAGGAUGACGCCCUGGCCCUCUUCACCGACGGGCUGUGGGGCCGGCGGGACCUGGCCCCCGCCCUGAGGAGCCUGGCCAGGGCCUUCGAGGUCCUGGAGCUGGCCGCCCUCAACCUUUACCUCUUCCCCUGGAGGAAGGAGUUCAACACCAUCAAGAUGUUCUCGGGGGGCUACGUGCACUCCCUGAAGGCGGUGCUGUCGGAGGACCUCAUCACCAAGAGCUUCCAGAAGAUGGGCUACAUCCGGAGAGACGACCACCAUUUGGUGGUGGCCUCUCUGCCCGUGGACUACGAGCUGAUUCAAGUGGCUCUGGGCUGCUUUGCCCUAAGGCUGGAGUGCGAGAUCUUGGGGGAGAUCCUGACCAAGCUGGGCACCAGCCUGGUGUCGGCCGAAGAGCUGAUCCAGGAGCGGCGAGCCAGCGUCGACGUAGACUCGUGCGUGGACAAGCUGCAGCGGCGACUGGCCCGGGGGCGGGGCGGGGACCCGUCCCCCGGGAGCUCGGCCGCCUACCCGCCUGGCAUCGACCUGUACCGGGACGCGCUGGUGAGAGAGAGCCCCACCGAGGCGGCCUCGUACGGCGACCUGGCCGGCCUCGAACCCUCUCCCGCGGAACUGCCUUACCGACCCCCGCUCUGGGAGCAGAGUUCCAAACUGUGGGCCGCCGACCCCCCGGCCUCCAGCUCCCGGGAGAUGCGGGGUAACGGGACAAGCUGGGAACCCGCGAGCGGGGACGAGCCGAGCCCGGAGAACCUGGCCUACGGGGACUUCGAGGAUCCCGACGCCGAGACGGCCACCUUUUCCUUCAUCUCCUUGCGGAGGGAGCUGAUCCGGACCGGUGACCUCAGGGCCGCAGACUAUCUGGGCGCCGAGGACUGUGGGCCGGACCCGGGGCGGGCCAAGGCCGGCGGGGGCUACGAGCCCGCCGAAAGAGCCGGGGGGCUCCCCGCUUCUCCUUACGAGGUUGGGGCCGAGCCCCAGAGGUACCAGCUCCACGGCUGCCUGCCCCAGGGUUCCCUGCCCGCCUUCUGCUGCGACACGUGCUGCCAGCUGCACGCCGGCGGCUGUGACGCCAUCAAGAGCUGCCGCCUGGGCCAUCUGGUGCAGGAGCUUCAGAGCGAGAGGCAGCAGCGCCUCUGGCUACAGAGGACGGAGGUGGACUCCAUGCUCUUCGAGGGGUUUCCCAGGGCCGGGGCCCGGCCCUAGGAGGGGGCGGCCGUCCCGGCCUCGAGGCCCGGACGGCGGCGGGGACGGCGCUUAAAUGAGCGUUCUCCCCCGGCUGGGGGAGCGGGGCCCUCCACCUGCUCGUUAGGGGAGCGGUGGGGGCUGACCGCCUUCCUGGUUGGACCCGAGCCCUUCCCCGUGACCCUCAGCCCUCAUCCCUGUAACACGACCAGACGAGGGGCAGAACCAGACGAGGGAAAAGCGAGGGGCGCCGAAGCCGUCGGUACGAGGCUGGGUGGUUCACCGGUGUGGGAGUGCAUCCGAGCCCUUGCGCGUUUGAGCCCCUUCUAGCUCGGCUUCUCUGUACAGCCAAGCCCUUCUCCUCCUCAUCCCUUCCAGAGACAUUCUUUUCCCGAAGCUGGGGCCUGCGGACAGAGUAUCUAUCCGUCGAUCAGUGGUAUUUAUCGAGUGCUUACUGUGUGCAUGGGGGAAGAAGACAAUAGACUUGGUAGACGUGACCCUGCCUCCGGAAGCAUAAAAUCUUAUGGACUCCCCCGCCAAGAUACCUGUGUGGGGGCGAAGCCUCCCAAGGGUGGGGCCAUUUACUGUCUUACACUUCCAUCACUUAGUGGAAAGAGCACAGGCCUGGGAGUCAGAGGACCUGAGUUCUGAUCCUGGCUCCAACCCCUGCCGCUGUG
Molecule: messenger RNA, 2046 nt
Organism: Ornithorhynchus anatinus (platypus)
Lineage: Eukaryota; Metazoa; Chordata; Mammalia; Monotremata; Ornithorhynchidae
Gene: SPATA2L
Product: spermatogenesis associated 2 like
Exons: 2
Coding region: 41-1390 (449 amino acids)
Cellular component (GO): cytoplasm
Source: RefSeq, a predicted model, not a curated record